AUGUUCAAGACACUCCCAUUAUUUAUAACAGCCACUGUCCUAUUUAUCUAUUUAUUUCAAAUAUCGUAUAAAAUAAUAAAUAGCAAUAUAAGAAUUAAUCAACUUGAAAUUAUAUACAAACAAAAAUCAUUCGCGGUGUUACACAAAUAUGAUUCAUUAAGAAACUUUGGGAAAAUUAAUCCAAAUAAAAUUAAAAUAAGUACAAAUACAUAUAUCAAACAUGAUUUUUACUACAUCGAUGAUCCAAUCACACAAAGUACUUUUAAAGAAAUAUUUUCUAAUGCUACUGCCACCACUUUUGCCAAUGAAUAUAACAAUUUCAAUACAGAUUUGGAAGAUUACUUAAAAAUGAUCCAAGACUAUUAUUAUUCACCUUUAUUAGCUGGGUUAACUGAUGAAGGAAAUGAUACAAUUGAAGGAAUAGAUAUUUCUUUUUUCACAUAUACAAUAUAUAAGCCGCCAUAUAAGACCAGUUCAAGAAAUGCGCCGAAUUGUACUAUACUUAUGUUGGUAAGAAAUUGGGAAGUUGAUGGUGCACUCAAAACAAUAAGAGCAUUAGAGGAUAGGUUUAAUAAAAAUCACAGGUAUGAUUGGGUUUUCCUUAAUGACGAACCAUUCACUUUAAGUUUCAUAAGGUCAACCUCAUCAUUUGUCUCAUCUGGCAAAAUCAAAUAUGGGAUCAUUCCCAAGACACAUUGGAAUCCACCAGUAGCUAACACUUCUGAUAAAAAUGGUUUAAACAUGACAGCGGUUAACCUUAACAUGGAAAGCAUGGAGAAGAGAGGUGUUUUGUAUGGAGGUGUUUUAUCUUAUAGAAAUAUGUGCAGAUUCCAAAGCAUGAAAUUUUAUAAACACCCAGCAAUGCUGGAGUAUGAGUAUUAUAUGAGAGCUGAGCCAAAUGUUGAAUAUUUUUGUGACUUUCACAUGGAUCCAUUUGAGUAUUUAUACAAGAAAAAUGCCAAAUAUGGAUUCGUUAUUUCGAUGUAUGAAUACGAGGAUACGAUUCCAACGCUAUGGGAGACUGUGGAGAAUUUUAUAGAGGGGGAAAUAAAUGACGGUUGCAAAUUGGGAAAUUGUUGGGAUUUUAUAACAGAUAGUGGCAUUGCAGGGAAAUAUAGGCCGGUAGUAGCCUCAAACAGUGAUUAUAAUUUAUGUCAUUUUUGGUCCAAUUUUGAAGUCGGGUCCUUAUCUUUUUAUAGAUCUGAAAAAUAUAAUAACUUUGUUGCCUAUUUGGAUAAUACUGGUGGGUUUUAUUAUGAGCGAUGGGGAGAUGCUCCUAUUCAUACAAUUGGAGCACUUAUGCUAUUAAAUGAGGAGGAAAUUGUUCAUUUUGACACAAUUGGUUAUUAUCAUGCGCCGUUUGGCACUUGUCCCAAUAGUGAAAAUAUAAGAUUGCAACAAAAAUGUAUUUGCGACCCAACCCAUUUAAAAAAUAUAGAUAUCCAGCCAAAUAGUUGUUUAAUGAGAUGGUGGAAGCAUGGUGGGGGCAAGAAAUUCACAUAUUUUUGA
This is a messenger RNA of Saccharomycodes ludwigii, 1509 nucleotides long. RefSeq names its product mannosyltransferase YUR1 (gene YUR1). The record is from RefSeq and is a predicted model, not a curated record. Gene Ontology annotation, molecular function: alpha-1,2-mannosyltransferase activity. The transcript has a single exon. Gene Ontology annotation, cellular component: membrane; Golgi apparatus. Lineage: Eukaryota; Fungi; Ascomycota; Saccharomycetes; Saccharomycodales; Saccharomycodaceae. Gene Ontology annotation, biological process: protein N-linked glycosylation; cell wall mannoprotein biosynthetic process. Bases 1 to 1509 code for a protein of 502 amino acids.